Messenger RNA from Vidua chalybeata, 2167 nucleotides. RefSeq names its product four and a half LIM domains 2 (gene FHL2). Gene Ontology annotation, molecular function: transcription coregulator activity; transcription factor binding. NCBI's taxonomy places the organism in Eukaryota, Metazoa, Chordata, Aves, Passeriformes, Viduidae. The record is from RefSeq and is a predicted model, not a curated record. The transcript has 6 exons. The coding region runs from base 109 to 1395 and encodes 428 amino acids. Gene Ontology annotation, biological process: negative regulation of transcription by RNA polymerase II; negative regulation of calcineurin-NFAT signaling cascade. Gene Ontology annotation, cellular component: nucleus; Z disc.
UGGCAUCGACCGAGGCCAUAGCGCACCGCACUCCUUGAGAAAAUCCCCGGCCUCAGCCCUACUGAAGUCGGUGACGGAAAGAAAAACGAACUGAGCGGACCGAAGGCGAUGUCCCCGCCGCAGCCCGGCGUGCUUUCCCGCCGGUCCCCGUGCGGGGCGGCGGCGCUCCCGCUCCCGCCCGGGAAACUUUCGGGUUGCGCCGCGCUCCGGCCGGGAGGCGCUGCCCGCCUUCCCCCGGCGCUGCCCCGCGGCCGCCGGAUACACCGCCUCUAUUCACCGGAGCCCCGCGAGGGGUGCGGGGGGUGGCGUCCCGGCCCGGCGCUGCCCCCCGGCCGGGCGGCACAAAGCAGCGGCUGUCACACGCACGCACACACACGAGCAGCAACUCGGGAGGAUGAGGAGGAGCCGCCCCCGAGACCCCCCCCGCAACUGGACGUGGCACAACGAACACUCCUCCAGCUCCGGGCCCCCCGUGCCGCCCCCGGCAGGUACCGGCCCCUCCUGCGCGGGGCGGCCGCGGAGCCUCGGCCGCACAGCUGGACUCCAGGCACCAACAUGACUGAACGCUUUGAUUGCCACUACUGCAAAGAGUCACUGUUUGGUAAGAAGUACAUCCUGAAGGAGGACAGCCCCUACUGUGUGAAAUGUUAUGAAAAUCUUUAUUCCAACACCUGUGAGGAAUGCAAAAAACCUAUUGGUGCUGACUGCAAGGAUCUGUCUUAUAAGGACCGCCACUGGCACGAAACCUGCUUCCACUGUUUCCAGUGCAAGAAUUCCUUGGUGGACAAACCUUUUGCUGCAAAAGAGGAACAUCUACUUUGUACUGACUGCUACUCCAAUGAAUACUCUUCCAAAUGUAAUGAGUGCAAGAAGACUAUUAUGCCAGGUACUCGGAAGAUGGAAUACAAGGGCAACAGCUGGCACGAGACCUGCUUUAUCUGCUGCCGCUGCCAGCAGCCUAUUGGGACAAAGAGCUUCAUCCCUAAGGACAAUCAAAACUUUUGUGUACCCUGCUAUGAAAAACAGUUUGCCAUGCAAUGUGUCCAGUGCAAGGAGGCGAUCACCACAGGAGGUGUUACCUACCGGGAGCAGCCAUGGCAUAAGGAGUGCUUCGUGUGUACUGCAUGCAAGAAGCAGUUGUCUGGACAGCGCUUUACCUCCAGGGAUGAGUUUGCAUACUGCUUGAGCUGCUUCUGCAACCUCUAUGCCAAAAAGUGUGCUGGAUGCACAAACCCAAUCAGUGGACUCGGAGGAACCAAGUACAUCUCCUUUGAAGAACGGCAGUGGCAUAAUGAUUGCUUUAACUGUAAAAAGUGCUCCCUUUCAUUGGUGGGUCGUGGCUUCCUCACAGAAAGGGAUGACAUCCUUUGCCCUGAAUGUGGAAAGGAUAUUUAAAGCUCAAACUAAGAGGUGAGGAAGAAGGGAGGAAAGCCGUGCUCACAAUAUAUAGUCUGAAACACAUGGAUGUUCCAAGCUAGGUUUGCCACUCUGUGUCUCACUGUACUAUUAACAUUUCUUAACCUUUUUCUUUAUACUCUCCUAGUCUGGAGGGAAAACAGCUUGAGAAUUUCUAAUAGCAAUGUCAGUGUUUAAGAUUUCUACCAAUAACAAAAAGUAAUGCAAAACCCAUGAUGUAAAACUAUUUGGCUGUUUUUGACAUAACAUAGUAUUUUUAAGAUUUUUUUUUUCCUAAAAAACAUUCCAGUUACAAGGAAGUGAUACAGGUCAAGGAUAACAAUGGCCACACACAGUACAUUCAUUGGUGGAUAUUCAGGGUGAAGCCUUCUGCCCACUGAAAUCAAUGGCAAAGGCCAUUCAAUUCCAAUAAGGCUGGUGUAACCCCAGUGUUCUUGAGCUAUGUGACAAGUGUGUGCUGUCAAGUCUGUAGAAAGACUGCAAAUGUAGAGUGUGUUUCAAUGUACAUGGAUUUGUGACAUGCCAUAAAGAGAUAAUGAUGAAACAGUGGAAGUGGGAGUGCUUCAUGACAGGUACAUAUUUUAUUGCAUGUCUAGCUGAUCAUUGUGUGAAGUAUAAGUUCUGAUCAACAGUGUCAGUAUUACAGUUAGUUGACAUUACACUGCACAUUGUAUUUUUCAAAAUAAAAUUGUUUAAAACAAAACUGCGAUUGUGGCUUAAUUGUAUUUACAUAAUAUUUACAAAAAUGUUU